AUGACUCAAGUCUACCUAGGUGAAAAAAAAACAGGAAUCAGAUUCUAUUCAUUAGUCUGGGACACUCCGCCACAAUCGGCACAUACGAAGCUGAACAACGAAGUUAAGGAAAAGCUUCUAGAUUAUGUGGACAGGUCUGUGCAAGAUCACUUUAGAAGAAUCUUUGAUAAAAUUUAUAAUAGAACAUACGCAUUCAAAAGCGAUGUUUUAUAUACUGCAAUUCAAUAUGAAGAACUAGAAAAG
Messenger RNA from Funneliformis geosporum, 243 nucleotides. The record is from the annotation of a GenBank genome assembly. Lineage: Eukaryota; Fungi; Glomeromycota; Glomeromycetes; Glomerales; Glomeraceae.